AUGCAGCCUGUUAAUCAUUUUAAAGCACAGUACGCUGCACAUCGAGUUUUGAUUGCCAUUACAUAUGUUAUUCUAAUCUUUUCACGUAAGUUUUUUUUUAAUUCCGGACCAACGUUACGUGGAUCUGAAACUUCUGUAUAACGCAACUUCUCUUUAACGAACAAAUUUAAAGCCCAUAUCGAUACGUUAUACAGCAGUUCCACUGUAUAUCUUCUAUUUAGAAUAAUAAAUUUCUCUUUUAGUACUAUACCUUCUCCUUCAUACAAUACCUUUGCAAAAAGCAAAAUUAUGGAAUGAAGAAAAGUUUGUUUUAAAAUUUAAAACAAACAGUUUUGAAUACGUAGUUCGAGCACCAAACGGCAGUUACUGUGAUGAUGCAAAAGCCAUAGUUUUGUUGCCAACCCGCCCCACCUACGGUGGAUUAGAUGCAAGACUGGCGAUUCGGGACAGUUGGCUUAAAUCAGAAGUAAUAGCUAUUUUUAAUUAAAAUUAUUACUAACGACUCUCGUCAUAAAAACACUAUAAAUGACCACAAUUUUCUAACUAUAAAGAGUUUUAAAAAAAUGUAAAGACAGUAUAUAUUACAAAAAAAAUUCGCAAACCCUUCUUCUAGCAAAAAUAUGGUCAUUUUUUUGCUGCGUAGAGCAAAAGUCAACAUUUUUUUUAAAGUUUUAUCUUGGUUUUACUAAUUUUUAUUUGUGUUGUACAGUGUCAUAAAUUUUUCAGAACGUUCCCAAGGGCAUUAAAUACAAGUUUGUGUUAGGUCUACCACAACACGCUUCACAAUCUCGAAUUAAAAAGUUAAACCGUAUGUUAAAAGAAGAACAAGACGAAUACAACGAUAUGAUCAUCUACAAUCUACCCGACACAUACAAUAAUUUGUUUGUAAAGACGGGUGUGUUACUUCAAUGGCAACAAAAAUAUUGCGCAAAUGCCAAAUAUGUGAUCAAGGCGGAUGACGACACAGUAAUCGAUCUCCACCGUUUGAACAAACAGUUAGAUAUUUGGUUUAGCGCAGAAGCAAAACAGUACAAAAAGCUGGUCUGGGGUCAAGUAUUAAGUAAUUCAACUGUUAUCAGAAAUAAGGAAGACAAAUGGUAAGCGAAUAUAUAAAUUUUAGCUGUCCUUAAAUUUUUAACUAAAAUACUAUAGUUGUUGUUGUCAACUUCUAAAAAAACUAAAUUAUGUAAAAAAAGAUAUAACCCUUGAAUUAUAUACUUUUAAUUUGUACCUUGGACGAAAACCUUGAAUUCUUGUCCACGAAAAAUCUCUCAUAAUUUUGUGCGUUCUCUAGUUUUUCUCUAAUGCCGACGGCAAUCAGACAAAAAUAGGGAUCUAUGAGAUUUUUUUCGUGGACAAGGAUUUAAGGUUUUCAUCCAAGGUACAAAUUAAAAGUAUAUAAUUCAAGGAUUAUAUUAUUAAAAGUAUUAAAACAAGGUUCGCCCAAGAAUCAGACAUGGGGUGUUCAAAAAUUUCAAUAUAUUUUAAAAUUGUUUAUUUUUUGACAAGAGGUAGUACUUAGGCAUAGAAAUGCAAAAAUAUAAAAAAUUUUUCAAAAUUUGGGUUACGGUAGGAGUACGGUAGGAUUUAAACUUUUUUUUGUAACUAUUGUACUAAAUGUCAGAAUUGAAUGAGAUUUUUUUUAAAAUUUUUUGUCACUAUAAGACAUUCAUUUUAUCUGUUGAAAACUUUUUUUUAUUAUGCCCGGAAGGCAUAGAAAAAAAUUAAAAUUUGCCAAAAAAUCAUGAAAAUUUUACGAAAUUUAAAAUUUCUCAAAAAAACUUCACAUGUGAUAAACUUUUGACGAUAACUGGUAUACCUACAUGCUAUUGCGGUUUUAAUGACACUAAUUUUGGGUCAUGCCAGCGGGGCUUGCGGUAGCUACGAACUUUUAAAGUUAACACCCUAGGGUCAGUUAGCAUAGGAUUUGGCUGUAAUUUGAUUCAAAAAGGUUAAAAAAGAUGCAUGGCACAUAUUGCAAGUUUUAUAAGUGUUUAAAAAUAAUUUCUUUUAUAUUGCAUUAGGGAAUUUGUAAUUAAAAAAAGUGAAUUUUUUUAAAUUUAAAUUUAAAAAAAAUUUAAAGCUCGGAAAUUAAAAUAAUAUGCCUUGGCUUUUGGUAAGUGACCUAUAUAAAAAAAUUUUUUUUGAAUAAAAUCCUAUGCUAAAUGACCCUAGGGUGUUAACUUUAAAAAUUCGUAGCUACCGCAGGCCCCGCUGACAUGACCCAAAAUUAGUGUCGUUAGAACCGUAAUAGCAUGUAGUUGUACCAGCUAUCGUCAAAAGUUUAUCACAUGUGAAGUUUUUUUGAGAAAUUUGAAAUUUCGUAAAAUUUUGAUGAUUUCUUUGCAAAUUUUAAUUUUUUUAAUGCUUUCCGGGCAUAAUAAAAAAAAGUUUUCAACAGGUAAAAUGAAUGUCUUAUAGUGACAAACAAUUUAAAAAAACUCUCAUUCAAUUCUGACAUUUGGCACAAUAGUUACAAAAAAAAGUUUAAAUCCUACCGUAACCCGAAUUUAAAAUUUUUUUUACAUUUUUGCAUUCCCAUUCCUAAGUACUACCUCUUGUCAAAAAAUGAACGGUUUUAAAAUAGUCUGAAAUUUUUGAACACCCCCGUCUGAGCCAUGUUCGAUUCUUGGACGAACCUUGUUUUAAGGUACCUGGCAGAAAAUAAGUACGACAAAGAAUACUUCCCCAGCUACACAAAUGGUGCCGUAUAUGUAAUGACAACAGAAGCAACAGCCGCAAUAUUGAACUCAACGGAAAAAGUUGAAGACAUCUUUUUAGAAGAUGUUUUAUAUACAGGGAUUCUGCGACAAGAAGCUGGAAUCAGUAUAAUGAACGUUGAGACAUUUUAUCCUGAAUAUUGGGCAAGUUUUUGGUAUCGCUCGUUUCGUUGUUCUGUAGAAAACAUUGCUUUUCUUUUGAAUUUUCCCGUCAAUUUCGUCGGGGAAGACAAAGUGAUCAUAUUUCAUUUACGUGCUGUAUUAAAACAACUUUAAAUUUCAGUUCCAUGAGUACUGCGAAAACAACAUGCCAAUUUUAGCGGGCGUAUACGGUUUGUCAACAAACAGUGUAGAUUCCAUGUACAAAACUUUACAAUCAAUCGACUGUUCAAAACCCAAAAGUUUAAAUGGAAGCUAUGAAUAUGUGAAUAGGGGAUCGUAG
Molecule: messenger RNA, 3162 nt
Organism: Bursaphelenchus okinawaensis
Lineage: Eukaryota; Metazoa; Nematoda; Chromadorea; Rhabditida; Aphelenchoididae
Source: the annotation of a GenBank genome assembly